Molecule: messenger RNA, 473 nt
Organism: Solenopsis invicta (red fire ant)
Lineage: Eukaryota; Metazoa; Arthropoda; Insecta; Hymenoptera; Formicidae
Exons: 3
Coding region: 1-465 (154 amino acids)
Source: RefSeq, a predicted model, not a curated record
AUGGAUGUUUUAACAUCCAAUGAAGAUUUAGAGAAAAUUAAAUUAUAUGAUUUAACCGUUGAAAUAAUAGGAUACGUUGAUGGUAUUGAAGCUCCAAGAUAUGUAGGAGAUAAACACCAAUAUAAAGUAUUUAAAUUUUUCCUAAAUAACGGAUCGGGGAAACGUGUCCAAGUUAUAUCUUGGAAUGACGAAAUUGACCGGGUGGAAUCUCACAUAAAAUCAAAUUAUAUUAUUCAUUUAGACGGUGCACAUUCUCGUCCACCAAAAACAGCUCAAUUUAAUAAUGGAAAUGUUAAUUAUGAAUUACAAAUCUCAUCAAGUACCCGAAUUUCAUGUUUAGGAAAAUAUAAAUUUGAAAACACAUUAAAUCUGCCAGAACUGGAAGAAGUUAAUUUUUCGGAAAUUUUAAAUACAACAACAAGAGUCAGUAAGUUUGUCAGGUUUAUCAAUUUAUUAUAUAAAUAAAGAAAGUC